AUGUCCAGAUGCAAGUAUGAGCUUAGACUCUCCUGGACGGGAGGGAGGCCAUUCAAGGCACCGCGGAGGUCGAGGGUGUUGAAAGGUGACCUUCUUGACGACUCUACUGCAGCCACGCUUUUCAACGCUUUUUUGUUCGACCGGACAGAAGGAAACGAUGAUGAGACGGAGUUGGUGGUGGCAGGGAAUGACUCUGGGAGGAACGAUGGUGUGUCGAGGAUAGUUCUAGGGGAAGUGUCAUCAGGUUUUCCCUCGUCUACGAACAGCUGCAACGAGUGGCAGACUUCGCAGACACGGCCCAUUCUCGUGAUGGAACAGGAGGGCGAGGACGUUAAUGGUGCCGGUGAGGCCAUGGAAGGCGAUAUCGGGACAGACUCAGCCACUUCCACUGCCCUCGUCGACGAUGCUGGACUGAUUUCGCCAGCUGAAUCGUUCGAGCUUGUCCAUCAGCUACUGAACACCAGCGACCAGGACUAUGUCGACGCUGACGACGAGGUUACAACCCAGACUCAUUCGGAUGCCAGUAAUCUCUCGCACCUUCUUGACCAUGUCCCUGUCUCUUUCAAUCAUCCUCUCAUCUUCAUGCCGUCCGAUCUGCUAUCCUCAUCCGAAUCACGGUUUUUCCUUCACCAUUACCACGCGCACACGUCGUGCGUCAUCUUCCCUCUAUCACCUCAAUGCAACCCUCUUCGAGAAACGCUUCUUCAGGCCGCCAUCACCACACCGCACUUACUGUCCGCUCUGCUCGCGUCCGCUUGCAGCCACUACACUCGGCUCCGAGGCAACUCGUCCCCGGACAUGGCCAAAACAAUCUUCAAGUUCACGAACCCUGCGCUUGCAGGUCUGCGCGCGGCUGUUAGCGAUCAUAGCUCGGCGCACAAGAUGGAGACCAUUUCCACCGCUCUGGCGUUGUGCACCAGCGAUGUCAUCUCGGGAGAUCUCAGUAUGUGGCGUACGCAUCUGCAAGGCGUGAAGAAUUUGUUGUUUUCCGCCAUCAGACGCGACAACAGCGGUAACGGCAACACUUGCAACAACUCCAGCUCCAAUACCGAGCACUUCCACUCACGCUCGCUCACUAGCACUCUCACAAUCACGGAUCCUACGCAACUUUUCCUGAUGAAAUGGUUCGCCACGCUCGACAUCUUCGCAGGCGUUUCGGGCCUACGCAAAAGCACCAUACCGGACGGCCACUACUGGUCCAGCACCACUCCCGAUCGCAGCCGAGGCUAUGUCGACGAAUUCAUGGGAUACUCAUUGGAAUUAAUGCCCCUAUUGGCAAAAAUUGGACGGAUGGCACGCGUACAGCAGAAACGGGCCAAAAUCGCGCGUGCAGCCGCAGCCGCAAGGAGAAGGAUGAAGAUGAACGACAGCGACUCCACAGACUCCGAAGAUGAAGAGGCUGUAGAAGAAACGCAUGAAUACUGCCAGCUUCGUCCCGAGACACUGGAGGAAAUCCAAUUGAUUGAAAGCCAGCUACACACGCUCUUCGAACGGUCAGCUCCCCCUUCGCUCGACUGCCGACACGCACCAUCCUUCUCCUCCUCCUAUCAUGUUCCCGCCGCCACCGGCAUCCAACCGCCAACCGCCACGCCGACCACAAGAACAGACAUAGCCAAAGAGAUGCGCCUGACGCACCGCAUCUUCGUCCACGCCGCACUCCUUCACCUCUACCGCCGCGUGCAAAACUUGCCCAAAUCCCACAUCAAGCCCGCUCACGCCGUCUAUAUGAUACUCGAAAACUUGGAAAAACUCCAUGCUGACUCGGCCGCGAGUAUUUUGAUCUUGUGGCCCGUCUUCAGUACGGGAUGUGAAACGGACGAUGCUGAGCAGAGAAACAAGAUUGAUGAGAGGAUGAAGAAGAUGGAAAGGUUUGGAAUGGGGAAUGUGGAGAGGGCGAGGAAAGCCAUGAGGGCUUAUUGGGAAGCGGGGGCUGGAGGGAGGUGGGACUUGUUCAUGGAGGAGAAGGGAUGGGAUAUUGUACUUUUCUAA
Molecule: messenger RNA, 1989 nt
Organism: Exophiala bonariae
Lineage: Eukaryota; Fungi; Ascomycota; Eurotiomycetes; Chaetothyriales; Herpotrichiellaceae
Exons: 2
Coding region: 1-1989 (662 amino acids)
Biological process (GO): positive regulation of transcription by RNA polymerase II
Cellular component (GO): nucleus
Molecular function (GO): DNA-binding transcription factor activity; transcription cis-regulatory region binding
Source: RefSeq, a predicted model, not a curated record